AUGGCUAUCAUCAGUACAAUUUUGGAGUCGGCCUUUGGUAGCCCGACGAUGCAAACCCACCAUGGAGAUUUCAGAGCUGGAAUUCGGGAUGAAUUUGGGGAAUCAGAACAGGAUCGCGUGUUGAAAAACGACCUUGCGAUUGUAUCACUUACCUUCGCUUCACUCAGUCUCAUCCUGACGCUUUUUACCUUUUACUGGUUCGUGAAAAUGAGGAAGACGUUUCGGCAUGAACUGAUAGUGUUGCUUAUUCAAAGUGACUUGAUCAAGUCGGUGUGGUUCAUCGUCCCCUCGAUUGCGCACCUACUCCGAGGUCCUAUUCGCUCCGACUCUGCCUUUUGCCAAAUUGCCGGAUUCGGUCUCGCGCUAGGCAUCGAGGCGUCCGACAUCGCAGCUCUGCUCAUCGCCAUUCACCUUCUGAUGACCAUCUUACGCCUGCGGACCGGCCUCUAUCGCUACCGACACUGGGCAUACGGGGCUUACUACUUCUUUCCCGUGCUAUUCGCAAGCUUGGCUUUUGUGGACGGCACGGGAUACCAGGAGGCUGGCCAUUACUGCUACCUCCGGACAGACAAGAGUUGGGCACGGCUGGCCCUCAGUUGGGUUCCUCGCUACGUCAUUUGCUGCAGCAUCCUGGCCAUCUACUUCUUUGUUUACUUUUACGUUCGCAACCGAUUGGAGGAUUACGGAAGGAGAAGCUCGGGAAAUAUGAACCACCCGCGCUCCCGGGAUACGCACGACGCACCUCCUACCCCUCGGCUGAUAUCCCACGGGCUACUUGUGUCGCUACCAAACUCGCGAAGGGGAUCUGCGGCAGACCAGAAUGUUACCGUCAAGGACCGCAACAGGUCUGUGUCAUCGAUCAGCACGAUUCAGUUCGAAUUAUAUGUGGACGAAGCUGGGGAGCAGCCAACUAGCAGGUCAGGACGGUCGUCAAAGCACAGGCCAGCGAAGAUGAACUGGAAUUGGCCUGGAUUUGUGCACACCCCCCGAUCCUCCGGGGAAAAUGGACGCUUGAUGGUGGAAGAUCCGGACGACCCUCUGUCUCAACCACUUCCCUCGCCGCCGCUCCCGGUCCACUCUCCCGAGAGACCACCCAGGGCCAGCCGGUCUGACAACUCAUCUGCCAGCCCACGCUCCUAUUGGCAUAGGCCAGUCCCUUCGGAAUGCUCAACAGUGCACGGAAACCACGCAACCCAUGACUUGCCGCCAAGCUCCACCACCACUGUUAACCAAAGCACAUAUCACAUCGAUCUCACACUCACUCACAUCCUCACGAUGCUUCGAAAGGGACCUCCGCGAACAUCUAAGAACCCUCCCACCACUCGGCCUUCCUCGAUCACCAUAUCGCCCGGUUCAAUUGGAGGCGACUCGGGCGUUACUCGCAACCGCGAGAGGGCACGACGCCAGCUUUACGCGCUGUUUGCUUACCCGCUCGUCUACAUGAUCGUCUGGGUAUUUCCCUUCCUCUCCCAGGUAGUAUUCUACGACGACAAAACUUCCCCGCAUAACCCGCAGUGGCUUGUGUUCGUGAGCAUGAUCAGCCUCGGCAUCCAGGGCGCGGUCGACUGCACGCUCUUCACUAUGAGAGAGCAACCGUGGAAGUACGCCCAGGGGGACUUUUGGACUGCGCUGCGGGCACGGAUGCGGUUCAGUGGCAGCUGCCUCUGGGGAGACGUCGGGUUCGCGGGCAGGACCAGGGAGGAAAUGUUCCAUGACAGCCAGCUUGCGAGGAGAAGACGGGAGCAGGAAAUCGCGGACGAGAGAGCCCGACGCGCUGUUCACGGGAUUACUCUUGAGGGUGCUGAUGUUGAAGCUGGUGCUGGUGGCGCUAGAGGUGCUGCGACGAGGAAGACAGGAGCCGUUGAGUGGUGGGAUACAGCCGAUUUACUCGAUGGGAUGAUCGAUGACCAUGAAGAACGUAGCGACGAUGCGAAUGAUGAUUUUUGGGCUCAGCUUUAUCGGUUGAAUGGAGAUGGAGGCUGGUAG
Messenger RNA from Neurospora tetraspora, 1986 nucleotides. Its product is annotated as G protein-coupled glucose receptor regulating Gpa2-domain-containing protein. Bases 1 to 1986 code for a protein of 661 amino acids. Gene Ontology annotation, cellular component: plasma membrane. Gene Ontology annotation, molecular function: G protein-coupled receptor activity. Gene Ontology annotation, biological process: adenylate cyclase-activating G protein-coupled receptor signaling pathway. The transcript has 2 exons. The record is from RefSeq and is a predicted model, not a curated record. NCBI's taxonomy places the organism in Eukaryota, Fungi, Ascomycota, Sordariomycetes, Sordariales, Sordariaceae.